AGAGAGCAUCCUCGUUUCCUCCGCCUUCUUCCUCCUUCCUCCUCUCUCGAUUCUUCUUCUUCACAAGAAUGCCGCUCAAGCAUUCUUCACCUGACACCAUUUCCUCCUCCUCCUCUGACUCAGUCCGCCUCCUUUCCCGCGAAACUCUCCGCAUCAGCGCCUCUCUCGCCUCCCCUCCCGAUGAUCUCCCUCCUCAACCUCUUCCCGAUUCCCACUUUCUUCAUCAUUCAUCUCUACGAUUGAUCUGCUGCGAGGAAAUAGACGGCCGGAGAUGGAAGUACGUCGCCGAGAGCGAUGGUUCUGGCAAAUUCAAGACCAAUUCUUCCAUUCGUGCUAUCAGCUUGGAGUCUCCUCAGACUCCUUUUGAUGAUCUUGGUUCGUUUUUGAGAUCUUAUGUUGUACCUGAAGGAUUCCCUGCAAGUGUUAAUGACUCUUAUGUUCCUUACAUGACAUUUCGAGCGUUGAAGCAUUUCUUUGGUGGAGCCAUGGGUGUGUUUACCACUCAAACCCUUCUCAAUUCAGUUGGUGCCUCAAGGAACAGUUCUGCUUCUGCUGCUGUUGCUAUCAAUUGGAUUCUCAAGGAUGGUGCUGGGCGUGUUGGGAAAAUGCUUUUUGCCCGUCAGGGAAAGAAAUUUGAUUAUGAUUUGAAACAGUUACGGUUUGCUGGUGAUCUUUUGAUGGAGCUGGGUGCUGCUGUCGAGUUAGCUACUGCUGCUGUUCCACACCUUUUUCUUCCUCUCGCUUGUGCUGCUAAUGUUGUUAAGAAUGUUGCAGCAGUAACGUCAACGUCUACUCGUACCCCCAUCUAUAAAGCUUUUGCUAAAGGAGAGAACAUUGGAGACGUCACUGCUAAGGGCGAGUGUGUUGGUAAUAUUGCAGAUCUGAUGGGAACUGGGUUUAGUAUAUUGAUAUCCAAAAGAAAUCCUUCGUUGGUUACAACCUUUGGUCUUCUUUCAUGUGGCUAUCUACUGAGCUCAUACCAAGAGGUUAGAUCUGUGGUACUGCAUACACUAAACUGUGCAAGAUUUACAGUAGCAGUGGAAUCCUUUAUCAAGACGGGUCGGGUUCCCUCACUACAGCAAGGUAAUAUCCAAGAAAAGAUAUUUACUUUUCCAUGGGUGGAGGAUCGACCGGUGAUGCUGGGAGCCAGAUUUAAGGAUGCAUUCCAAGACCCCGGCACAUAUCUGGCAGUAAAGCCUUUUUUCGAUAAAGAAAGAUACAUGGUAACUUACAGCCCUACCAAGGGUAAAGUCUAUGCACUGCUCAAGGACCAGGCUAGCUCAGAUGACAUUCUCAAAGCGGCAUUUCAUGCACAUGUGCUUCUUCAUUUUAUGAAUCAAUCAAAAAGUGGUACCUCAAAAUCGAUGGAGCAACUAGAUCCUGCUUUUGCUCCAAUGGAAUAUGAGCUGGAGUCUCGAAUUGCUCAGUCGUGUGAAAUGGUCUCUACCUCGUAUGGAAUCUUCAAAAGCAGUGCUGCAGAACAGGGAUGGCGAAUGUCAGAAGCUCUGCUAAAUCCUGGCCGGGCUAGGUUAUGUCAUAUGAAUAAGGAGGAGUAA
This is a messenger RNA of Eruca vesicaria subsp. sativa (arugula), 1556 nucleotides long. The record is from the annotation of a GenBank genome assembly. Lineage: Eukaryota; Viridiplantae; Streptophyta; Magnoliopsida; Brassicales; Brassicaceae.